This is a messenger RNA of Gekko japonicus, 1581 nucleotides long. It is a transcript of the gene GJA10, whose product is annotated as gap junction protein alpha 10. NCBI's taxonomy places the organism in Eukaryota, Metazoa, Chordata, Lepidosauria, Squamata, Gekkonidae. Gene Ontology annotation, biological process: cell communication. The record is from RefSeq and is a predicted model, not a curated record. The transcript has a single exon. Bases 1 to 1581 code for a protein of 526 amino acids. Gene Ontology annotation, cellular component: connexin complex.
AUGGGGGACUGGAACUUGCUGGGCAGCAUCCUAGAAGAAGUACACAUCCAUUCCACCAUAGUGGGCAAAAUUUGGCUCACUAUCCUUUUCAUAUUCCGUAUGUUGGUCCUAGGUGUAGCAGCUGAAGAUGUCUGGGAUGAUGAACAAGCAGAGUUUAUUUGCAACACAGAGCAACCUGGCUGCAGCAAUAUCUGUUACGACAAAGCUUUCCCCAUCUCUCUUAUCCGAUUUUGGGUGCUACAGGUCAUCUUUGUCUCAUCUCCUUCUCUAGUUUACAUGGGUCAUGCACUUUACAGACUUCGGGCUCUGGAGAAAGAGCGGCAACGGAAGAAAGUCCACCUCAGAGCCCAGUUAGAGGAACUGGAGCCUAUUUUAGAAGAACACAGGAGGAUAGAGAAAGAGCUGAGGAAGUUAGAAGAGCAAAAGAAAGUGAACAAGGCACCCUUGCAAGGGUCUUUGCUGCGGACUUAUAUCCUGCAUAUUCUGACCCGUUCAGUAUUAGAAGUAGGCUUUAUGAUAGGUCAGUAUCUUUUAUAUGGGUUUCAAAUGUAUCCGCUUUAUAAAUGCACUCGCCCACCCUGCCCUAACACUGUGGAUUGUUUUGUAUCCAGACCAACAGAGAAGACCAUCUUCAUGGUUUUCAUGAACAGUAUUGCAGCAGUUUCUUUGUUCCUGAAUGUCCUGGAGAUUGUCCAUUUGGGGAUUAAGAAGAUUAAAAAUGCGCUUUGUGGGAAACCCAAGAAGGAGCUUGUAGCUGCUGACGAAGAUGCCAACCUUUCCAAUUCCAAGAAAAAUUCAGUGUUGCAGCAAGUUUGCAUUAUGGCUAAUUCAUCCCCCCAAGGCAGUUUUAAAUUUAUGCCUGAGAAGCAGGCUGGUCUGCCACUGUACAUGCCUGUGGAAGAAGGAUACACAAUUACUGAACAGAACCAGAACCCAGUAAAUGUGGACAUGGAGGAACAAUGGUGCAGCAACCAGAGAAGCAGGUCAAAUCAGAACCAAGGCCAACUCCAUCAUCUCUACAGGCAUCUGGAACACCCGUAUGAGAGUGAUCAGCACUACCGACAGUCCCACAGGCAUGUCCCAAACAUUGUGGGCCAGCAGCAUGAUGAUUAUCAACAUCAGAAUGCAUCUUCCAGCAGUGAGGACACCCAGAAGCCAUCACUGCAGGGCACAAACAGCUAUCGAAAGAAUGAACAGUAUGUUCUGGAACAGUCCAAGAACCUGCCACAGUCUGCCAAGGUUUCCAUUAGCUCCAGUCGUACGGAGAGCCCUCAAGCAGUUCUCCGGAAAUCCAGUCGCGUGGUCAGCUGUAAGGACUUGGCAGAGGAUCAUUGUGACUCUCCAGACAGUGGGCAUUAUCAGAAUAACCGCAAAUCCAGCUUUCUAUCCAGGGUGCUGUCAGAGAGCCAGCUGGACACCGAUUCAGAGACUUCGGACUCAAAGAAUGGCUCUGGCUCAGAAGCAAAACAAGGAGAUGGCAGCAGUUCCUCCGUCACCCCACCACCUCCUUCAGUAAUGGGACGCAGAAUGUCAAUGGCAAGUAGACCAAAGCGGAAUUCCUUCUAUAUCCUGCUAGUGUGA